Haliaeetus leucocephalus (bald eagle) is the source of this 3229-nucleotide messenger RNA. RefSeq names its product arginyl-tRNA synthetase 2, mitochondrial (gene RARS2). Bases 36 to 1775 code for a protein of 579 amino acids. The record is from RefSeq and is a predicted model, not a curated record. The transcript is spliced from 20 exons. NCBI's taxonomy places the organism in Eukaryota, Metazoa, Chordata, Aves, Accipitriformes, Accipitridae. Gene Ontology annotation, biological process: arginyl-tRNA aminoacylation; mitochondrial translation. Gene Ontology annotation, cellular component: mitochondrion; cytoplasm. Gene Ontology annotation, molecular function: ATP binding; arginine-tRNA ligase activity.
GGGGCAGCCGCGACCUUCCGCCUGGCGGCGCAGCCAUGGCAGCCUGUUCCUUUCGGAGGAGCAUCGCUUCCCAGCUUUCAAAGGUUUUGGAUCUGCCACCAGAAAAUUUAAUAAAGUCCAUAUCUGCAGUUCCUGUCUCCAAAAAACGGCAUGUUGCUGAUUUCCAGCUUUCCAUUGCUUCUGUAACAGAAGACAGUUCUAGUGAUUGCUUAGCACAAGACCUUCAUCUUCAAGCUCAGAAGCUAGCUGAAAGGCUGAAGUGUGAUGCUGUAGUGAGAGAAAUCAGCGCUGGUCCAGGAACAGUGAACUUUACCAUAAACAGGGAAUUAUUAGCAAAGACUGUGUUGCAGCAGGUGUUGAAAGAUGGGUCACAGUAUGGAGUAAAAAGUGAACUUUUCUCUACAGUGCCUAGACAAAAGGCAGUGAUUGAGUUCAGCUCCCCUAAUAUUGCCAAAAAGUUUCACGUAGGACAUUUGCGUUCCACAAUAGUAGGGAAUUUUAUAGCAAAUCUCAAAGUUGCACUGGGACAUGAAGUAAUAAGAAUAAAUUACCUUGGUGACUGGGGCAUGCAGUUUGGCUUGUUGGGUGUUGGUUUCCAACAUUUUGGCAACAAAGAAAAGCUAAAAUCCAGUCCUUUACAACACCUUUUUGAGGUGUAUGUGCAGAUUAACAAAGCAGCAGAAGAUGAAAACACAAAAAAGCUGGCUAAGGAUUUCUUUAGAAAACUGGAGGAACAUGAUGAGCAGACAUUGUCGCUUUGGAAACAAUUUAGAGACUUCAGUAUUGAGGAAUACAGCCGAAUUUAUAAGCGUCUAGGAGUGCACUUUGAUGAAUAUUCUGGAGAAUCAUUUUACCACGAAAAGUCCCAGGAAAUUCUAAAGACAUUGGAGGAUAAAGGACUCCUUCAGAAAACAAUAAAAGGGACAGGAAUUGUGGAUCUUUCGGAAAAGAAAGACCUCUCAUCGUUUUCCACCGUCAUGCGUAGUGAUGGGACAUCUCUUUAUAUAACAAGAGAUCUUGCUGCUGCUAUAGACCGAAUGAAUAAGCAUAGCUGUGAUACUAUGAUUUAUGUGACAGAUAAAAGUCAAAGUAAUCACUUUCAACAUUUGUUCCAAAUACUGAAGCUCAUGGGUUAUGACUGGGCAGAAAGGUGCCAGCAUGUGUCUUUUGGUCUAGUUCAAGGCAUGAAGACUCGGAGAGGAGAAGUAAUUUUCCUGGAAGAUGUUUUAAAUGAAGUUCGCUCAAGGAUGUUGCAAAACAUGGCUUCUGCAAAAACAACCAAAGAGGUAGAAGACCCUAUGGAGACAGCAGAGAAAGUUGGUCUUGCAGCACUAAUAAUUCAGGACUUCCGGGGCCUUCUGUCAUCUGAUUAUCAGUUUAGCUGGGAUCGAGCUCUUCAAAGUCGUGGAGAUACAGGCGUGUUCUUGCAGUACACCCAUGCCAGACUCCAUAGUUUAGAACAGAUGCAUGGGAAUGAGCAGCUAACGGACGUUAAUGUGGCAUGCUUGCAAGAGCCAGAUGCCAUCUCUGUUCUUCAGCAUCUUCUCAGGUAUGAUGAGGUCCUAUAUAGAUCUUCUCAGGAUCUGCAACCCAAGCACAUUGUCAGCUACCUCCUCACACUCAGCCAUCUUGCAGCCGUGGCACAUAAAACUCUUCCUGUGAAAGGCAGCGCCCCUGAAUUAGCCCAGGCAAGGCUCUGUCUCUUUCAAGCUGCACGCUUGGUUCUAGCCAGUGGAAUGAAACUUCUUGGAAUUACACCUGUAACUCAAAUGUAAUGAGGCUGUAUGCAAUGUGAAGUCACAUCCUUUAGUAAAAGCAUUUUUUUCAGCAUAAUACUCUCCUGCGUGUCAUUGCUAAUGCAGUGUGGAAACCCUGCCUGCUCUUGGAGGUUUGUACAGCCCAACACACCGACUGCAGAAGGGUUGCGUGGCACAGCCAUUUGGGGGGGGCCAGGGCUGUCACAGUUGCUUUCUCCCAGGCACUUGGUAGGAAUAGUGUACUUUUAAGAUACCAGUCUUCCUGGUAUUUCCCAUAAAAGAGAACUGCUCUGCAUUUACCCUUGUAAAUAUAACAUCCUUUUGGUAGAGGAACUGGUAUUAACUGCACUGCCCCAAGUGAUCAAAGUUCUCCCUGUCUGCAGUUGCCAUUGUGUACUUAGGCCUAGUGUUACAGCUGCCCUAUAACAAACCGGGUUAGUCAGACCCUGCCAGGGAAUUUUUUUCCUGUGUGUUGUACUGCACUCACCCUUCGGUAACAUUAGCCAGGACCAACUGCCAACUCUGUCACAUCCUGUUCCUCACCCAUUCCUCUGUCAUGCCAACGUGAUGACCAGGGAAAAGGGGGGUUGCUGCCCAGCUGGUGGAAGAGGAACUGCAGUGCUCCGUCAGCACCAUACACGCAGUCAGACAUGGCAGCUGCUGCUUGGCACCCCUGAGCCACCACACCGCUGAGGAGAGGUGCAGGUGGCUGUUCCAGCCUCUGAAAUGCCUGACAAUGUCUACCACCACCGAAGCCUUGACUCACCAGAGCCACACUCUGGUGGCACACUGUUCUAGAUGCACAGAACAGCUGGUGAAAGGCAGAGAGGAGCAUCCCCUCCCACCGGAACAGAAUUUAAGUAUGUUUGUGUUUAACACGUCCCACUUCCAAGGAAAACACAGCUGGUUGACUCAUGUCUGAAGGAAUCUAACCAGGACGUAAACUUGGUCACCUUUCUGACUCCACUUUGAAUGUAAAUGAGUUGCCCAAAUGCACCAAAGUCAGUUUUCCCUCAAUGCAGAGUUGCAGUUUCUGGAAGGCCUCAGAAAAUGAGGGAGGAGGUUGAAAUUAUACAGUCGGCACUCAUAAAUUAAAUCAAAGCCUAACAUGCCUUACAGGAACUCUUUUCAGGCAUCACUCUGUGUGCACAAAAAGGCUUAGAGAGAAAACAUACAGAUAGAAAUCUAGUCUGACACUGAGUUGACUCAUUCAUACUUAAGCCAGAGACACAAGAACACAUGUGAACCUUCCCCUGUACAGCUGGGGGUUGAUAAAACGAGGAGGAGAAGAGAGAUCUCUCUACCAGCUACAGCAGGUAUAAAAAACAUUUGAAAGGUGAAAGAAAAUCUGCAAUGUAAGAGAAACACCUGUCUCAUUCUGACUUUUUAAACCAAACAGCAAGUGCUACUUCUAAACACUUCUAGGUAAGUGAUGCUUGAAGAAUUGUUAUUCUGGUGGGGUUGUGUCAUCU